Mus musculus (house mouse) is the source of this 2689-nucleotide messenger RNA. Its product is annotated as RIKEN cDNA C130050O18 gene. Lineage: Eukaryota; Metazoa; Chordata; Mammalia; Rodentia; Muridae. Bases 1203 to 2327 code for a protein of 374 amino acids. The transcript has 2 exons. The record is from RefSeq and is a predicted model, not a curated record.
AAGAAAGAAAGAAAGAAAGAAAGAAAGAAACUCUAGCCUUCUGUAUGGUGAUGUAGCCUUUUCCUGAAGGGCCAAGGGUGGCUCUGGUCAGCUUUCACAGUGAAUGGGAAAGGCCCAGGAGUGGUCAGACAGUACAGCUCAUGUUGGCAGGCAGGGCUGUCAGGGCAAUUGCUAUGGGAGGACUUCAGCUCUGGGGACGGGAGUGGGGGAUGGAGAGAGGCCGGCGGGGCAGAACAUAAAGAGUGCUCUAUAGUGGGCACAUCUGGAAUGCAUGCUUGCAUGGCACAUGAAACCUGGAAAUGGAGAACUCUUUUGGCUGGACUGCAGCAGGGUGAGGCUAGAGCCUAGACGGCAAAAGCGGGCAGGGGCUGGAAGAGAGCCUUUGGAAACUGGUGUGAUCGGGCUGGCCACCUCUGCACAUGGUGGGCUUUGUACUCAGGUGUGAUGCCCUCGACGUGAGUCCCUGUGAGCUAAGGCAAGGAGAGCCACUAGCUAGCUGGAUGCCAUGUCAGGCGCGUCCUCCCAGGGGCGCUCUACAGUGGUACUUAGCAGACCCAAACCUCCUCAGUAGACAUGUGUGAGCACAGCUGUAGUGCUGAUGGCUCACUGAGCCACCAGAGACAGACAUCUGCUCCAUCUGAAAGAGUGAUGAGACAGGAAGCCAAGGCGAAGCCUUCGGCCCUUCUGGGAAGCUGCUCUGGUCAAGUGCUCCACUGCUCUCCUAUUCCCUCCUCUGGAGCUCAUCUGUUUGGCUCUGGCUGACCAGAAACCUUGCUCCUGCCCAUACCCAGCUCAGGCAGGGUGCCAUCAAGCAGCUGGCCAAAAGAGCCAGGAAGACCUGUAGCUGGGGGAAGGGCCAGCAGGGAGGGGCCACGGAGGGCAGACUGCAGAGAGAAUCCAUCAGGAUUUCCUGCCAAAAGCCUUUGCCACCGCGGCCCAGGCCAGACUACUUUGCCACCCACUGUUGCCACCAUUGCUAGGGUACCUGAUAUUGCAGCGUGAGAACAGAAAAAGAUCAUCUGACACCCCUACACACACACACACACCCACAUACCCCACCCUCCACCUGCGUGCAAGUACGCACGCGCGCGUACACAUACACACACACACACAUACCCCACCCGCCGCCCUCGAGCGCGCGUACACACACACACACCAUAGUAUGAAGGCUGUGCAGAUCCUCACAUAACUACAGUAAGUGAAUGAAGACUGCAGAAAGAAUCAAGUCUACGGAAAGCCAGAAAAUGGUGAGCACCGCUCCUGGUGACUUCAGUUCCGCCCUUCCCACCAGACGGCCCAGCACAGGAUGGCCCAACCUCUUGCUUGUCAUCUCAGGACUGAGAGCUCUCCUGAAGAUGGACCGUCACAACAUGUCCUGGGUCUGCUACCCGAGCCAUGUGUCCCCGGCUGUGGAGGAAGUCAUUGCAGCACAGAGCAUCAUUUCUAGGUGCACGCAGGUGUACAUAGCAGUGUGCGUCCCACUGAGCCUAGUGAUGGGGCUCUUCAGUCUGAGCGUGUUCAUCUUAGACCGUACUAGGCUGGGGGUGCUGGACAGGCUCCUUGCAGGCCUCACAGCCACUAGUAUCCUGGUGACUCUACUGUCCCUCAAUGCUGCUGUCCGACCCGACUACAUGUCCACGACAAACCUGGGCUGUGGCGCACUCUCAUUCUUCUCCAAUGUCUGCUACUUCAUGGCCCAGUACCUGCAGGGAGCCACGCUUCUCCUGUCCUUUCUGCCGGAAUCACCCUGCUGCCGGCUCUUGGCAAGGCCUAUGGCAAGCCUAGCUGCCAUUGGGGGCUGUGCGGUCUGUAGCUCCCUGAUUGUGGUGUCCCUGCUGGGCACAUCUGGGGAGUUGCACACAACCACCAUGUGCCAGGCGGAUCCGCUGACUGCAUGGCCCGAAUAUGAGAUCGUCAAGUUCAGCCUGGGCUUUGCUCUUGCCCUGAGCUUCCAGAUGGUUCUAUUGCUCCUGUAUGCUACACAGCCAGUCUGGCGAGCAGCUCCUUCUCAAAGGGACACAGCCUCGGGGCGCUGGGUGGUACUGGCUGUGGCUCUCAACAUGCUUGCCUGUAGACUCUUCUUCAAUGUGGUCCUCCUGCAUCGGGCCCGCCUGAAGCUGUGGAAGGAUGUGGGCUCCCCCUGGGAUGAACUGCUCAUGAACCUCGCAGAGCUGGUCCUGUCUGGAGAGAGCUGCAUCAACGUGGUGGCCAUCCUCCUCCUCCACACACCAUGCAGGCUCAGGCUGCUUGGCCUCCUUGAGCGCCUCACACAGAGAUGCAGGCCAGGGCUGGACAACAGCAUGUCCUUGAACAGAGUAGGGGGCUAGAUAGAGUCUGCCUGCUGGCACAGGCCACACCCCUUGCUGUGUUCAGGGAAGACUGCCUUCCCAGGGAGCCUGAGCAGGGUUCAUAUGUUUUGGAUGGUUGGCUUGCCUGUAUUCACCUCAACUUAUGCAAAACAAGACCAUUUCUCUUCCCACACUAUCAGUCACACCUUGAGAGACACAGUGACAUGGAUACAAAGGCUGGCCAAAGACCAUGGGUCUGCUGGAGGGUGUCUGGACUAUGACGGCCAUGUGUGGGACACAUGUGACAGACCACCUUGCCUGUUGGUAGCCACCUUCCACUCAAUAGUCCAAUCUUACCACACAAGAAAGGCAUUGUAGAAAUAAACUCAGCUCUCACCUCA